CACCCACCGGUCGCCGAUCUACUUGACUGAUGUCGUAUUUGUUGACGAUGUGAAUGCAUGCAUGACUUGACCACGUGUCAAAAAUUAAACAGUCCGUGUUUUAGUACACCUCAUGGUAACCAAGGCUUCUCAUUCCCAAUUUGGUUCUCUAACCUGCAGAUUGGCUAUACCACGGAACAUUGUUGCCAAAAAUAGAAACUACUUCUUCAAUAACGUGUAAAUGACAGCACCAUAAGGUGGAGGUGGGCGAAACUCAUUCACAGUGAUAACGAAAUCUGUUCAUGUUUGAUGAUGAAAUUUCCAAUUUAUAACAGUGUUACAGGACAUGAAAAUUACCCAGAUGGCCAUUCAACAGAAACAGGGGAGAACAUUCACCUAAAGAUAUUAGUGCCCAGUAUAGCCGCAGGUGCUAUUAUCGGCAAAGGUGGAGAAACCAUCGCACAAGUUCAAAAAGAAGCAGGCGCUAGAGUUAAAAUGUCAAAAGCCAAUGAUUUCUACCCAGGUACAACAGAAAGAGUCUGCCUCAUUAUGGGCCCAGUUGAAGCCGUUCAAAAAGUCCACAAUUUUAUCAUGGAUAAAAUAAAAGAAAAACCUGACCCAAAUCCUAAACUAGACGAUACCAAAUCGAACUUUGAGAGGCAUAGACAAGUAAGUGUAAAAAUUUUAGUACCUAACAGUACAGCUGGUAUGAUUAUAGGAAAGGGAGGUAAUUAUAUAAAACAAAUUAAAGAAGAAAGUGGAGCCUAUAUACAGAUAUCUCAAAAGUCCAAAGAAACAAAUUUACCUGAACGCUGUGUUACUAUAGCCUGUGAAAAGAAUAUGCAAUGUGAUUCAGAUGCUGAUAGAAAAGCUGUGGAUAUGAUUUUACAGAAAAUAGUUGAAGAUCCACAAAGUGGAUCUUGUCCUAAUAUAAGCUAUGCAGAUGUAACCGGUCCGGUUGCUAGUGCCAAUCCUACGGGCUCACCUUUCGCAAACACAACUUUCCUACAGAAUCGUACAUCAGAUAUUGCCAUCAACAACAAUAACUUCGCUGGAGGUGGAUUCGGCUUCGGAUUCAACAACGGAAACACAUUUAAUAGCAAUGUUGCUAGUGGUCUUAAUUUUAACGUGAAUACUGGAUCUACUAAUACCAUGUCUGGACAAGCGCUAGAUAAUUUAAAAGUUACUCUACGUAACAGUGGAUUUACAGAUCAGGCUACAGAAGAAAUUAGUGCCGCUAUGAACACUUUAGCUAAUUAUGGUAUUCUUGGAAUGGGACUCGGGAUGGGAAAUGUUGCUACUGCCAGUUUAGGGCCGGCUCCUGCUUUAGGUAGUUUGAGUUUAGGUGCGCCAACGAUGGGCGUUAACAGUAUGAUGACCUCUGCCACGACCCCUACUAGCACUGUAUCAAACGCGUUUCUUAACACAAGUAACAGUUCGACUGGGGCUUCCAGUUUGUUUGGUCCAGUUGGCAGUGGAUCUGGUUUAGGCAGUUCAGGAUCAACUGGAGCUAACUCGAGUCUGUUUGGAAGUUCUUCUCCAAGUAUCGGAACCGAAAGAUAUGGAAGCAGUCCAAUGUUGAGUGAUUCUUUUACUAGUCCAGGCAACUACCAAGCGUCGGCUGCCUUCCCUACCACUGAUAGAUCCCCUAACGUGAAUCAAAAUUCAUUUGGAUUAGGUACAGCCAUUUACAGCCCCACAGAAGAUAAAGGUGGAGUAGCAGGUACUACAAAACAAGAAUUAGAAGUUCCAGAGAGUAUAGUAGGCGCAAUAUUAGGUCCAGGAGGAAAGGGUAUUGUGGAAAUUCAACAGUAUACCGGUACAAAUAUUCAAAUUUCAAAGAAAGGAGUUUAUUCGCCUGGAACCCGAAAUAGGCUCGUUUCAGUAACUGGAACAGCGGCAAAUAUUAGUAAAGCUAAUUUCAUGAUCCAACAGCGUAUUCAACAAGAAGAAUACAAACGAGCCCGACAAGCCUCUGUACGCUAAUGUUGUGAUUCUACCAUAGUUUAUUAUAAUUAUUAAAAUAUCACUAUCACACUGGACAGUAUAUAUAUAUAUAUAUAAUAUCGCCUUUUUAAGUUUUAUCUUUCAAUAAUCAGUGGCAUAAUGGACUAUCGGUGAUUUGCAUAUAAAAGCGAUUGAGUGAUUCCCUAUCACGUUAAUAUAAAACUUUGCAUGUUUUCAUAUAACAUUUGACUUCUACCUUUCCUGAUUGGUCAGAAACAUCGACGAACUAUUUUUAUUUUCAACUACAUUAGUCUUUGCUGUAAAUACCCAUAAUUCCUUCAGAUCUCAGACAGACAGCCAUUAUUAUUACAUUGUGAAGUUUGCGCUAAAAUCAACUAUAGAACCGAGUGCAAAAAAAAAACCAAAACAUUAACAGACUUACAAAAUUACUUUCAUUUCAUCAUCAGUUUUUAUCAAGCAAUGCAAGUCGACGAUUUUUAUGGCAGAGUUAUCUACCCAGCUGCUCAAAACGCCAUUUUUUUAUGCCAGUUUUUCUAAGGAUUUAGAAUAAAAGGUAGUCUUUCAUCUUCUGAAGAAAACACCCAUCAUCGUCAAACUGACACUUUAUACCGGUAGAUCGUUAUCGUAAAGUUACUGGUGUUUCCCAGCUGGGUCUUUCCAAGAAGAAUUCUAGAUAAUUAUAUAAAUAUUACUGAUAGACUAUAUCAUAUUAUUACAUUUGUAUCAUGCAACAGAAUUUGUAUUAUAUAUAUAUAUAUAUAUAUUAUAUAUAUCUUAUAUUAUUGUAAUGUUGUGUAUACCUAUUAUUACCGGGUUUAAUUAAUGACUUGAUGUAAAAAGCUACUUGUUUUUAGUCUCCGUUAAUUUUGUUAUAUUAUUAUUUAACUCGACUUUGUUAACCACUGGUACGAACUUUCAUGUGUAAGAUUGAAUACAAUCACUUCUUAAUUAUUAUUAUUCAAACAAUAGACAAAUUCAUAUUUAUUUUGAACCAUAUAAGAGUAAAGAGCUGUCAUUUUUAUUAUUAUAAUGUAAUUAUUAUUAUUAUUAUUAAUAGCAUGGUUUCAUAUUUUUUCAUGUGUGUGCGUGUGUUUACUCCAACUGAACGGGUAUCUCUCUUCUCUUUCUAUCUUUCUUUCACUUCUGCUAUUCUCAAUCCUUUUUUAGUCAAAAUCUUUUUGUUGAUUGUUGCCUUGUUAGUUAUCGUGUCAGUUGGAUUUUGUUGGAUGUUUUAUUUUGUAUUUUUUUGUGGAUUUGGGUAAUAUUCAAAAACACAAAAGGUUUUUCAUGAAGAAUUGAAAGAUGAUUAUAAUUAUAAAUAAGUAAUUUAUUUUAGAUACAUAUAUAUUAUUAGAGAACAUUGUUCCAUAGAAUAAUUCAUGUUUCUCCAUUCUGUGAACAUCAGUCUUUUGUUAUGGCGAUCAUUUUCUUUAAAAAAUGUAGCUGCCAAUUAUUUAUUUAUUUUUUAGAUAAAGUUUCUUUCAUAUUGUCUAAUUAUCAUUGUGGUUCAUUUCUUUUCUGUGAAGAUAUUAAAUUUUUAAUAUAAUGAAAUUGGAAAGUUUAAAUUAAACCAAAGGUUUUUUUUGUCCUAUGAUUAGCUAUUAAUUUACUUGUUUGGUGGAGGGACAAAAGCGUUUUGAUGAAAUUUGUUAAUUGUGCACAUUAUUUUAUCUUGAAACGACUCCAGAUGAAUUGGAUUUUCAUCUCAGAUGAACUUUAUUCACGUUGAUAUGUAGGCGUACAUAAGUAAUGUAUGCUACAUGCAUUUUGAUUGGAUUUUAAGAGACAAAGUAUGUCUUUUUAGCUUAGAAGACAAGAAAACAACAAGCAUCUUGAUUUGUUAAUUUUACACAAUGUAAUUAAUUACAAAGGGAAUUUUUAGGAAGUCAAGAAUAAUUUGACUGCUGUAAAGCGAAAACGUAAGGGAAUGCAAAACAAUGUAUUCUAAUUUUAUCUUAUCAAAAAAAACAAAAAAAAAUUAUUGCAUUGAAUUAAAUUUGAUCUAUUAUUAUAACAAUAAUUAUUGAUGCUUUUCGAUUCUGUAUAAAUGUGGGUGAUGUGAUCCCCAUUUAUUUUAAGUUUGCUUUCCUGUUUGUUAAUUCUUUUCUCAUGUUUUUGUUUUUCUCUUGGGGAUUGUCAUCCCUGCCUUCUCUUAUUCUAGUCUUGAUCUUGUUAGUCUUUUUUCUAUCUCUAUCUGUGCAUGUUGCGAUUGUCAUAUAUCUUCAAAUCACGUUAAAAAGCAUUUUUUAUAAAUAUUUUUCCUCCUGUCAUUUUAACGUUUUGUCAACAAACCAUACAUACAUUGUACCUACAUUAGCUUCAUCAGAUCUGGACUUGUCACAGCCCGUUUGUCUUUCUAUGAUAAUGUAUGCCUCAUUUUGCCAUGAGGGGUACAUGUGCCAGAGGUGAAUUAACUCCCUUUGGCGUAACUUCUGGGCUUUCUGGAUGUGGUCUGAUAAAUAAGAUAUGAAGAGUACAUAAUUAAUUUUAUCUUGAAUGGAUAAAAAAAAACAUGGAAUGAGUGGUUCAGAUACAGAUAAAAAUGAAAUCAACAAACUUAGAAAAUAUUUGCAGUUUUCUCGACUUUAAAUUUGUAAGUGUACAUGUAUAUAGAUUAAUAAAGUUAUUUAACAUAGAAGCAUGUGAUUACAUUAAACUUGAUAUUCAUGGUGCAGGGCAUAAUGUUGGAUUAAUUCAUUAUACAGUGUAUUGGAGUAUGUGUAUCACUACUACUGUUGGAUUAUUUAAUAUGUGAGACUGGUAGAACCAGACUUUAUUGGAUACUGCAUGACUGGUAGACCCAGACUUGUUUUGUUAGCAGGGAUGUGAUGAAAUUAGAAAAAAUUGCUGUUGUGUAUGUUAAAUAGGUGAUAAAUUUAUGUACUGCGUCAGGAUAUUCAAUUGUCAUUUGAAACAAGACUUGUUUUAAAAAAUCAACUUUUACCUUGAUUAAAAAUAUAAAUUUUCACUUUGUUGGAUAUUUUAACUCAAAAAUGGAGUUAUCGCUUAUUUUUAAUUGAGGAUAAAAAUGGAGCCAAUAAUUGAUGAUGGUAUCGUUUCUCCAGUCUUUCUAGUGAUUAAAGUAGUUCCAUUACCUACGAUUGUGUAAGAAAGUUUGGACAGUCAAUCAGAAUGAACAGUUGGUCAGUUUUAAGGAAAGGAAUAUUUGAAGCCCAUUGUCAAAACACUAGUAAAAAGUUUUUUCUAGAUAUAUUGAAACAUCCUUCCUCGUGAUCUGUGAUAUAUUACCCUCGUUUAUUCUGUUAACAAAACCUAUUAUUGAAUUUUUGCAUAAAUAAUUGUAAGAAAUAUUGCAGCAUUGCCUGAAUAAAUAAAUAAAUGGAUUGAUUAAUUUAGUAAAUUUUAUUUUAAUUUGAUAACUGUUAUAAUGCUGACCUCUCAAGCGCAGUGCACAUUGAGUCUAACUACAUUAUCUAUAUAGAUUCUGUACUAAAUACACGGAUAAUGAAAUGUAUUGCUGAGCUUUAGACAUGAGGGAUGCUCAUAUUCGUUGAAUUUGUGGUCAGAAUUUUGUAGUUUUAGAAACUUUAUUUAAUAAUUUAAAUUGUUUAAUUAACUUGGUAUUUUGUUUUAGAAGAGAGAAGGUAAUGAUUAAAGAGACAAUCCGUUUAAUACAAUGUACUAUAAUGUUUUUGUACUGUUUGUGUUUUGCCUUGUUGACUAAUAAAACAAUUGUGAAAGUCACUUUAAUGUUAGAUAGGUUAAAAACUUUUUCCUCACCGCGCAGAAAGUUAAAAGAAUAUUGUAAAAAAAAAAAAGAAAAAAAAAAAGAAAGGGGGGAUAAAAUCAAAAUUUAAGAAAAUUAUCCUAUGUGUUUAUUUAAAUGUAUGUAUAUAUAUAUAAAUAUAUAUACAUAUAUAAUAUAAAGUUUGUAAAGGUACAAGAUAUGUAAAUUGUGUUAUUUCCUUUUAAAAUAACCUGAUAAAAAAUUUGAUAUGACACUGAAAAGAAAAACAAACUAUUUGAAGUAAAUGUACAAUUUUUGCCAUUAAAUUAAUUUAAAUAUUGAAAUACUGUGUGCAAAUUUGGCAUUAAAAAAUCAUUGAUUCACAAUCUUGAGUUGAUAAUAGAUACAGAUUAAUCUAAUAUACAUAAAUGGCAUAUUCAUUUAGAAAACUUUUAGCAGACAAAGUAGGGAAGCACAUAUAUUCAGAAGAAACAGAUUUUGAAAUACCAAUUUCAACAGGUAGUUACACUUAUAGCACCUAAAAAAUGUCUUUUUUAUAGAAUAAUGAAAUAUUCUUCAACAUUACAUUUUAUAUUAACAUAUAAUGAAUAUGUACGUUUGUUUGCACAUUAUGAAUCUAGAGUAUCAUAAUAUUAUAAUACUGUUGGUUUUUUUAUAUACGGUUGAGGUUAAACAUAUUGUCAUAAUAUUCUUUCACAAACAAGCAAAACCUAAAUAGAUAUAGCAUAAAUGUUAUUGUCUACAGUAACCUUUGUAUGAUGUUCCGGCAAGGGUUGUUGGGAAGAUUGAGAAAACCAUUAUCUUAAUCUUUCCAAGGCAUAGCACCGGGUGCAAAGCAUGGGUUACUGACGACACAAUAAAAUAUUAAUAAUUAAUUAAAUUCAAUGUAAGAUGUCUUAUUUGUAUCUUUUAUUUAAAAAAAAGAUUUCAUCCUAAUCUAUCCGAGAUGUACUUGUGUUUGUUUUUUUUUAGAUGGCUGACAGUACAUUCUGUUUUGAGGGGUGUGUAUGUUGUUAUAUAGAGACAGGUACUUGCUGCUUUGUUAUAAAAUUUGUUAAUUUAUGAAUAAAAAAGGCCACAUUUUAUUGUAACUUAUAUUAUAUUAUAAGCAUCUCUUGUCUUCAAUUACAAUUUAAUAUUCAGUCCAACUAAUUGUUUUUUUGAACAAAACAUUUCAGUCAAAGAAGAAUUAGAAUUUUGAAAUUCUCCAUACUUUUCUAAAUUAUGAAGUUUGACAGCAGUAUAUUAAGAAUUAAAUACUGAUUUCUUUCUUCCAGUCUUUUUGUACUUUCCAAUUGAAUUUGAAGAAUGUGUGGAGAAAAAAAAACAUUAAAUAAUAAAUUGCAAUGAGAUUAGAGAUUUGAUGAGCAAGGGAAUGUUUAGUGAGAGACCCGUUUAGUGUAUUUGAAUAGAAUUGAAUGGUUGGACAAGAGAUAGUUUAUUGGGCCGUUGUUUAUAAUUUUAGUGACUUUCUAUAGAGAACAGAUAUCCAUAUAAAAUAUACUGUCAAGCAUCAUUAAACUUGUAUAUUGCAUAUUAUCAUCACGUUAUACAUAGUCUGUUAAUAUAAUUAUUAUAAUUCAGUGAUUAGUCAGUGCAUGUAAUGUAUGAUUCGAUGAAUUAAAACAUCGUCUUUUAAUGAUUUUAUUUUUGAGCGAAAAUGGUAUUGUUUCUUAUUUAUUUUUAGUAGAUUCAUCGAGGACUAUGUAUUGCUUGCUAUGGAUUAGUGUUUAUUGUAUCAUUAUUAUCAUUGUAUCAUCAAUCUUUAUCUUACUAACAUCCAAGGGUGGAUUGGAGUUACAUUGGGCUGGUGGGCAACAUCAUAACUUGGUACCCACUGGGUCCUGAUCUGCAUCACCAUCACCCCCAAUGUAACCCUGUAAUGUCCCUCUUUAACAUUUUAAUAGGAAAUUUGUUCUCCUGUUUUAACAACAAGUCACCAGCUUCUUGUGAUAAUAAAACGUUGAUUAGCAAGUACCCCUCUCUAUAAACCGUAAUUAUAUGCAGUUCCAAGUAAGUUAAUAAAGCUGAAUUAAGCGUU
Molecule: messenger RNA, 7697 nt
Organism: Patella vulgata (common limpet)
Lineage: Eukaryota; Metazoa; Mollusca; Gastropoda; Patellidae
Product: RNA-binding protein Pasilla
Exons: 6
Coding region: 289-1965 (558 amino acids)
Biological process (GO): regulation of alternative mRNA splicing, via spliceosome; mRNA splicing, via spliceosome
Cellular component (GO): nucleus; cytoplasm
Molecular function (GO): mRNA binding
Source: RefSeq, a predicted model, not a curated record